CGUUGUUUAGUGAAAGACUGUCCGAAUACAGGUAAAAAAAAACUCGCGUAAGUUUCCAUCGUUCCCCCUCGAAUGCGUUCUUAUAAAUGUACUGGGUCGGUUUUCGUGGAGGAUACCUGUGUUUGAGGAGACCUUUUUAAUAGAAAUACGUUGUUCCAGUUCAACCGAAAAGGGAACCUGGUAAAACUUCGAAACGCUCUCCAUUAAUUAGGACGAUUAUCGAGCAAGAGGAAUACGUCCAUCACCAACACGUAGCGCAGGUUGUUUUGCCGCUAUAUUCACAACCAUACGAAUUAAAUCCGGGAAGAUCCUAAUCCAUGGAGUGGCGAUAACAUCGCAGAGUCUGAGUGUAAAAUUCCGAAAAUAUUUAAAAGCUUUGCGAAACUCGACCCAUCGUUCCGGAGAAAAGUUUAAACACCAAAACGAACUGAAUGCAGAAACUGAUAAUCUAUCGACAACAAAUUAACCGUGUCAUUCGGACAGUUCACAACGGCUCCAAAACAAGAAUUCUUUGUAGCAGACUGUGGAAAAAACGAACGAUUUUCAUCAGGAAAACGUGGAGUCGGCGCCGUGUCUCACAAAAACAUUAUGCCGAUCAAAAAGAACAAUGGAGUAACAGCGAAAUACGAUUUUCCCAACAAGGACUUCAAAACCAAGGUGCCUGGGCAAAUCAGAAUUACAAAUACAUGCAAAUCGGGAAUAUUUUUGUUCCAUCUGAAAUGUGGAACUGCGCAGCGAUGACAACUUUGUGUUGGGUCCCCGGUCACAGCAACAUUCAUGGCAACGAGCGGGCGGACACACUGGCGGCAGUUGGUAGGUCGGCACAGGCAUUCGCGACGGACACCAUUCCUGCGGCUGACAUAUUUAAAAACUUCAAAAACGAGACCAUCAUUCACUUUACGCGACACUGGAGAAGCUCGACAGGCUUGUUAAGCAAAGUUAAAGGCGAUUUGAGCCGAUGGAACGAUAGGGACGACAGACGGGAACAAAGGGUCCUGUCCAGGUUGCGUGCGAGACACACGAGGGUCACCCACGCUCACACGAUCACCAGAUGUGAUCCACCAAUCUGCACAACAUGCAACACCAGAUUAACAGUCGAACAUAUGCUAAUCAACUGUGCGGAGUAUCAUGACCUGCGAGAACAUUACCAACUAUCAACAUCAAUAAGGGAUGUUCUCAGCAAUGACCCUGUUAGAGAGGAGGUUCUUCUGUCGUUCCUGAAGGAUGCCGGUCUGUUUUGGGAAAUUUAAAAGAGCACCUUCCCUGUCCGGAGAAGUUCCGACUUCAACUGACGAGCCUCCGGCGGCAGGUGCUGCGGGGAACCUGAGUGUAGCCCGCGUGAGUACCAUUUCUAUUCUCGUAAUCAACACGUAUACUGUUCCUUUGCGUUUUUCCAGAAAUAUCACAUGCGUUGUACUGAAAAUCAGGAUUUGCUAGGAUGAAGAUAAGACAAACGGACGAGACAAUCUAUGCUGCCCGUCUCGUCUCCGCAACGCCCCUGUACGAGGAGGUUUCGUUAUA
Toxorhynchites rutilus septentrionalis is the source of this 1521-nucleotide messenger RNA. RefSeq lists its product as uncharacterized. The record is from RefSeq and is a predicted model, not a curated record. Gene Ontology annotation, molecular function: nucleic acid binding. NCBI's taxonomy places the organism in Eukaryota, Metazoa, Arthropoda, Insecta, Diptera, Culicidae. Bases 432 to 1250 code for a protein of 272 amino acids. The transcript has 4 exons.